Molecule: messenger RNA, 1988 nt
Organism: Capsaspora owczarzaki ATCC 30864
Lineage: Eukaryota; Filasterea; Ministeriida; Capsasporidae
Exons: 1
Coding region: 430-1737 (435 amino acids)
Source: RefSeq, a predicted model, not a curated record
CGUUCAUCACGCGCGGAAAUCGCCAAAAUCUCCCUCUUUUUUUUUUUUUCUUUUAAGUUUUUUUUUUUCUUUGUUGAACGCACAGCUUCCUGCACAGCUUCUUGGACAUUCUCCCCGCCCUCGCCACCCUUCGAAGGGAAAACCACCUUCCGUACAUCCUACCAUCAACAAUCUCCUUUGCUUCAAACCGAGCUCUUGCGGUUCCAAAGCCCAAGCUCGAGCAAAAGUCUUUCGGCCAGAAAAGCUUCGUUCUGAUUCUGCCGCGUUCUUUCCGACCGAAUCGCGUUUCGCUCAGCUGAGUGGGACGCUCCCGAUCCAUCGAAAGAUAGCAAGAGCCUGUUUCUUAGCUGUUCGAGCACCUGAACCCGCGUCGGUGGCUGUGUGAGCUCGGACGGAGUGCGGCUUUGACCUGUACACAGUGAAAUCAUCAUGGUCGUCAUCGAAGAGCUGACUGAGGACGAGGCGGCCGUCACGGUGGCCGAUCUCGUCAGCAGUCUGGAUGCAGUGAUUGAAGAGAACGAGCACGAGCACGAGCACGAGCACGAGCACGACGACGACGACGACCAACCACCAGACCACGCCAAUGCGACGACUGGGGCCAAUGCACCGUCAAUAACUCGGGACGACAAUGAUCGGAGCCAAAUGGUGACCGAGUCCGAGUCGGCCUCAACAACCGCCACCACCGAUGCAAUGCUGUCCUCAUCGCCGUCAUUAUUAGAAGGAUCACAUAACAACAUGUACGUGUAUGGCGGCGAUGGCGGAAUGGCCACCGUCCAGACCAGAAACCAUGAUGACGCUGCUGCUGCUGCUGCGACCAUGCCACCGUAUUACGCUCAACCCACACUCCUCGAGCACCAGCACCCGCCACAAGAAAGCCCAUUCGGAUUCAGAGGGUCGUCCAUGCACCCGAGCUCGUUGACCGCGUUCACACAAGCCAUGCACCCGGCAUGGACGAUGGAUGCUGCAGGCUAUCCAGGCAUGGCACCCUCGCCCCCGGACAGCAUGUCGGUUGCCGACGACACUUGUACCAGCAGUAGUACCACAGACACGAACCAUGCCGCGGUGCAUGACCACGUUGGAGAGUACAUGACAGUGGAUGGAUCGUUUGCGCGACAUUUCCCGCCGCACGCUGACCAUCCCGAGUCUGGCACGAAUCCUCACCACCAAGAACACGCACAAGGGGACGGAAUCCACGGUGCUCAACCAAGUGACACGAACGAAGCUGAGAUGAGCGAGUUUAGUCGCUUGUUUUUGGAAGUGUACCUGGAUGCAGUUCGACAGCCAACCUUGGACGCCCUGGUGGCCCUGCUGCAUCUGCAGUCGACCGUUGCACUGGAGACAUCCGCUGGUACCCUGUCAUUGAGCAAUGCCACGGCCGCAGCAGAAUGCCUCUGGACUGUCUUUGCCUCGGCGGCGGAUUUCUGUGUAGAUGUCGCACACACCGAGCUCAUCCAGCCUUGGGAUCAAACUUAUCUCGUGCAAAUGCAAGCUCGGCUGGUCUAUUCUAACUCAGAGGCCUUCUCUGCAGCAUGCGCUGCGCUUGGUCUACAACACCAUCACGCGUCUGCAUCGCAGUCUCCGUUGUCGCCACCCAAUACGCCGCCAGAUGCGAGGGGCCACAAUCAGCCCGUCAUUUGUCCCGUUACGCAGACAUUUGUACUAGUUCCGAACACGGCAGGGUCGUUUUGCAUCUCCAAGAGCACCCUAUCGUUGAGUGGGGUUUUCUCCAGCACAUGAAAACGCGAGGUUUGCACUGGCGUUUUUGGAAAUUGACCACAGCACGCUGUUACCAGGGUAGGGAACGUUGGUUUGAGCUUUCCAAGAGCAAGAAAGGUUUGCAGCACAGUGCGUUCCGGAACAUACAACCGAAGCUGUUGCGAUUUAUUUAAUUUUAGAUUUGUUUUGAGCUCUUAAUACAUUGUAUCAACAGAGGAGGAAUUCAGCUCCGAACCGCUUGUGAAGAUACGCUACAAACGCAGAGACGCAAU